GAUCAUCAAAAUGGCGCAAUAACUUUUGUUUUGCCUUCUGCAGUUCUGAAGGACCUGGUUUUAUAACCCAGUUUAACUGUAGUGCUGGAACCGGAUUCUUCCGACCUGACCGGACACCUUAAAAGAUGUCCCGGGUUCUGAUCGUUGGAGCAGGCUUGACAGGCAGCUUGUGCGCAUGUCUGUUGAAGAGAGUGCUGCAGAGUAAAGCUCAGCUGGUGGUGUGGGACAAGGCAAGGGGUGCAGGGGGUAGGAUGUCUACCAGCCGUCCUCCUGACCCUACAUCUCAUUCUGCUGACCUUGGAGCCCAGUACAUUACAGCCACUGCUGCAUAUGCUCAGUCCCACAGCAAUUUUUAUACAGAGUUGCUAUCAGCUGGCCUACUUAAGCCACUGGACUGUCACAUUGAAGGUCUGCAGCACAAAGAGGGCAACAAGAAUUAUGUAACACCACUGGGGACAAGCAGUGUGGUGAAACACUUCCUGUCUGAGUCAGGAGCUGAUUUGUACCUCGAAUAUCAUGUGACUGGCCUACACCGCUGUGGAGCAUCAUGGAAAGUGGAGAGGAAGGGAGGCAGUGAGAAAUUUGACGCUGUUGUCUUGACAAUUCCUGUGCCUCAGAUCCUUCAGCUGCAGGGAGACCUGGGGACCUUACUGUCUGUCCAGCAAAGAGAGCAGUUGGAGGGUGUCAGGUACUCAUCCCGCUUCGCUAUUGCACUCUUCUUCUCUCCGGACGUUGUCUUCAGUUUUUCCUGGGGAGCGCGGUACGUCACUGACAGCCACUGCAUCCGCUACAUCGCUGUGGACAACAAGAAACGCAGCUCAGAUGCUCCAGGUCUCGGUCCAUCUCUUGUCGUCCACACCAGCGUUCCGUUUGGUCUGGCGCACUUGGAGAAUGAUAAGGAUGCCAUCCAGCCAGUCAUCUUACAGGAGCUCCACAGGCUGCUCCCUGACCUACCUCAGCCAGUCAGCAUCAAGUUUCAGAAGUGGAGAUACUCCCAGGUGCUGACCUCAGUGCCCAAUUGUCCAGGCCACAUGACUAUCUCGGAGCAGCCGCUGCUCAUAUGUGGAGGAGAUGCUUUCACCCACUCCAACUUUGACGGCUGUGUGGAAUCUGCACUGAGUGUGUGCAAAGCCCUUCAGCUCUCACUAGAUGUCCAGCAGAACAUUUGCCUCUAAUUUGCACACUUAUCCAUAUAUUAACCUAUUGACUGGGGUCAUUUACCUAAAUGCAUCAAGUGAUUCAAAGAUAAAACCAAAUAUGUCUUUGUUUUUCUAAGAAUAAAUGAUUAUUAAAAACUUCUUUCCACACCUUCCACACACCGAGCUGCCACAAGUAAAGAUCUUACAUCUUCAGUUUGGAUUGAAAGCAGGAGCUCAUCUCUUUCCUCAGCAAACUUGUAAUGCUUGCACUUAAAAAUUUAAAGGAGAAAUGAUAAUAUUUGAAAGAAAGCAAAAGCUUUGAAACAAUUUCCCGUGCAUUGUUUGUAUGUACAUUAUGUAGCUGCAUCUCAUAUUCUGGUGUUUUCCACUAGAGGUAGAAAAAGCAACUUUGGUCAUGCUCCCAGGACAGAUGGUGUCACACUGUUCUGUGUUACAAGUGUCAGGAAGUCAUGAAAUGCUUACAAAAGAAUAAUACUUUGUUUUUGUCAAUUUAAUGGUUUUCCAACUGGGCAAAACUGCUGCUGAUUCAUCUGUUCAAACACUUUCUUGUAAAGUCAACUCAGAGUAAAUGGCUCAAACAG
Poecilia latipinna (sailfin molly) is the source of this 1741-nucleotide messenger RNA. It is a transcript of the gene rnls, whose product is annotated as renalase, FAD-dependent amine oxidase. NCBI's taxonomy places the organism in Eukaryota, Metazoa, Chordata, Actinopteri, Cyprinodontiformes, Poeciliidae. Bases 126 to 1175 code for a protein of 349 amino acids. The transcript has 7 exons. The record is from RefSeq and is a predicted model, not a curated record. Gene Ontology annotation, molecular function: oxidoreductase activity, acting on NAD(P)H. Gene Ontology annotation, cellular component: extracellular region.